Molecule: messenger RNA, 411 nt
Organism: Aspergillus mulundensis
Lineage: Eukaryota; Fungi; Ascomycota; Eurotiomycetes; Eurotiales; Aspergillaceae
Product: DNA-binding protein
Exons: 4
Coding region: 1-411 (136 amino acids)
Cellular component (GO): nucleus; cytosol
Molecular function (GO): DNA binding
Source: RefSeq, a predicted model, not a curated record
AUGGCCGACUCAGAGUUAGAGGAGAUUCGACGAGCCCGUCUCGCGCAGCUCCAGCAGCAGGGCGGUGGCGCACGAGGUGCCCCGUCAGAGGGCAACCAAGAUGACCAGAGAAAGCAAGUUGAAGCCGAACGCCGCGCCACGAUCCUCAAUCAAAUCCUCGAGCCCGAAGCCGCAGACCGUCUCGGACGAAUCCGCCUUGUGAAGGAGUCGCGCGCGACAGACAUCGAGAACAGACUGAUUAUGCUUGCGCAAACGGGUCAGCUGCGGUCGAAGGUCACGGAAGAGCAGCUCAAGCAGCUGUUGAAUGCUGUUGCAGAGAAUCAGCGCAAGGACGAGGAGGAACAGCAGAAGAUUGUCUUCUCGCGGCGGAAGGGUGGAUGGGAUGACGAUGAUGACCUGCUGGACCUGUGA